This is a messenger RNA of Helicoverpa armigera (cotton bollworm), 4813 nucleotides long. It is a transcript of the gene SMC3, whose product is annotated as structural maintenance of chromosomes protein 3. Bases 136 to 3747 code for a protein of 1203 amino acids. Gene Ontology annotation, biological process: mitotic sister chromatid cohesion. Gene Ontology annotation, molecular function: ATP hydrolysis activity; double-stranded DNA binding; protein binding. Gene Ontology annotation, cellular component: mitotic cohesin complex; chromosome. The record is from RefSeq and is a predicted model, not a curated record. Lineage: Eukaryota; Metazoa; Arthropoda; Insecta; Lepidoptera; Noctuidae. The transcript is spliced from 23 exons.
CUGUGGCCCAUUUAUUUAUUGUCUACAUAUUAUAACAAUCUGUGGUCAAUUUUGGCAUUUCGAAAUGGCGGUCAACGUUACAGUGAGAUCACUGUAAACAAUAAUUAAAGUUUUGAAGUCUAAAGAACUGCAACAAUGCAUAUUAAACAGGUGAUAAUCCAGGGUUUCAAGAGUUACCGCGAACAAAUUGUCGUCGAGCCGUUCGACAAACGACACAAUGUUGUCGUCGGACGUAAUGGAUCUGGGAAAAGUAACUUUUUCCAUGCCAUACAAUUUGUGCUAAGUGAUGAGUUCUCUCAUCUGCGCCCAGAGCAGCGUCUGGCCCUGCUACACGAAGGUACCGGCCCGAGGGUCAUUUCUGCCUUCGUUGAGAUCAUCUUUGACAAUUCUGACAAUAGGAUCCCUAUUGAAAAAGAUGAGAUAUUCCUUCGCCGAGUCAUUGGAUCGAAGAAGGAUCAAUUCUUCUUGAACAAGAAAGUGGUGCCUCGUUCCGAGGUGCUCAAUCUACUUGAGAGUGCUGGACUUUCCAACUCCAAUCCUUACUACAUUGUGAAACAGGGAAAGAUCAACCAAAUGGCCAUAGCGCCCGAUUCCCAUAGACUGAAGCUCUUGAGAGAAGUAGCUGGUACCAGGGUCUACGAUGAGCGCAGGGAGGAGUCUGUCACCAUUCUUAAAGAGACUGUUGGAAAGGUGGAGAAAAUCAACGAAUUCCUACAAACCAUUGAGGAGCGUUUGAAGACUUUGGAGGAAGAGAAGGAAGAAUUGAAAGAGUAUCAGAAAUGGGACAGAGCUCGACGUGUGUUGGAGUUCAUUAUACAUGACACUGAACAUAGGGAGAAUAAGAGGAAGUUGGAGGAGCUGGAAAAAAUGCGUUCCAACAGUGGCAAGGAACAACAGCAUUAUGCUGACAUGGUCAGAGAGGCACAGGAGCAUGUCAGAGAAGCUAACAGGAAGCUAAAAGAAGCUCGCAAAGACGUGGCAGCUGCCCGUGAAGAGAAAGACAUUCUAUCUACUGAACAACAACAACUGCUCAGAGAGAAGACCAAGCUUGAGCUCGGUAUUAAGGACUUGUCUGAUGAUGUUGAUGGUGAUAAUAAGUCUAAGGAACGAGCAGAAGGCGAACUCGAACGUCUUCGCCAACAAAUAGCUGAAAAGGAACGUGAACUGGAAGAGCUGAAGCCUAAAUACGAAGAGAUGAAGUCGCGUGAGGAGGAGUGUACUCGCGCGUUAGCUCUCAACCAGCAGAAGCGACAGGAGCUGUACGCUAAGCAGGGACGAGGGACACAGUUUACUUCCAAACAGGACAGGGACAGAUGGAUUGAGAAGGAACUUAAAUCACUAAGCAAACAAAUAAAAGACAAAAAGGACCAUGAAACCAAACUCCGGGACGACUUGCGACGCGACGCUACCAAGUUGACAGAACUAGAGAAGAGAAUAGAAGAGACUACAAAAGAGAUGGAGAGGCAGAGAGUCGCCAUUGACGAACAUAACAAACAAUACUAUGAGUGUAAGAAGAGGAAGGACCAGGAACAGAGUGCUAGGAAUGAAUUAUGGCGUAAGGAAACUACCCUCACGCAGAAUCUGUCGUCUCUCAAAGAAGACUUGGCAAAGGCUGAUCAGGCACUGCGCUCUAUGGCGGGAAAGCCCAUCUUAAACGGGCGAGACAGUGUACGCAAAGUCUUAGAGACAUUCCAGGAGCGAGGCGGCGAGUGGGCCAAGAUCGCCACGCAGUACUACGGACCCGUCAUUGAGAACUUCACCUGUGACAAGACUAUUUAUACUGCUGUUGAGGUAACAGCCGGUAACAGAUUAUUCCACCACAUCGUAGAAUCAGACACAGUGGGUACAAAGAUUCUGAAGGAGAUGAACCGACAGAGCCUGCCGGGAGAGGUCACCUUCAUGCCGCUCAACCGACUGCAAGUUAGAGAUAUGGUCUAUCCUAAUGAUAAUAACGCUAUAGCCAUGGUACAAAAGCUGAAAUACGACGCUAAAUACGCGAAAGCAAUGAAGUAUAUCUUCGGCAAGACUCUCAUCUGCAGGAACUUGGAGUGUGCCACAGAGCUCGGCAAGCAGUUCCAUCUGGAUUGCGUUACUUUGGAGGGAGAUCAGGUAUCAUCAAAAGGCUCUCUUACCGGUGGUUAUUUCAACCAGUCGCGUUCUCGUCUGGAGAUGCAGAAGACGCGGUCCGAGCUGAUGGAACAAAUCACAACACUUGAGCAAGAGUUGAGCACACUCAGACAGGAGCUCAAUAAGACGGAAACUAGUAUUAACUCUAUUGUGUCGGAGAUGCAGAGGACUGAGACUAAGCAGGGGAAGGCUAAGGAUAUAUUCGACAAAGUGAAAGCCGAUAUCCGUCUAAUGAAAGAAGAGCUGGCUUCUAUCGAGCGUUUCCGCGGCCCCAAGGAGCGGUCGCUGGCGCAGUGCCGCUCCAGCCUCGAGGCCAUGCAGGCCACCAAGGAGGGGCUGGAGUCUGAGUUACAUCAGGAACUAAUGGAGCAACUAUCGACAGCCGACCAAGGCAAGGUGGACGAGCUGAACGACGCCAUCCGUCGCCUCACGCAGGAGAACAAGGAAGCAUUCAGCGCUAGGAUGAAUCUAGAAGCCACAAAGAACAAGCUGGAAAAUCUGCUCACCAACAACUUGAUUCGUCGUAAAGAUGAGUUGGUACAAGCUCUACAAGAGAUCUCGGUGGAAGAUCGCAAGCGUCGUCUCGCGAACAGCAAGGCGGAUCUCGCAGCUACCGAGAAGAGAAUCAAGCAGAUUAACAAGGAGUUGGAAGAAGUCGAGAGGAAAGUACAGGCCGCUGUCAAGAAUGAGAAGGCCUUGAAAUUGGAGCUUGAUAAGUGGCGGAAUAAGGAAAAAGAAGCACAAGACAAAAUGGAGGAAGACGCCAAAGGCUUAGAGAAAAUGGCGUCCAAAGAGGUAUUACUGCAGGAGAAAAUACAGGAAUCUCUCGACAAGAUCGCCGCGCUCGGGACUCUGCCCAACGCGCCCGAGCUGCAUGCCAAGUAUCAGAAGAUGUCGCUCAAACAGUUGUUCAAAGAGCUCGAGAAAGCUAACCAACAUCUGAAGAAAUAUAACCACGUGAACAAGAAAGCCUUGGAUCAAUUCAUCAGCUUCUCUGAACAGAAGGAAAAACUAUACAAGAGGAAAGAGGAACUUGAUAUUGGAGGAGAGAAAAUCCGAGAGCUCAUCGAAACAUUGGAGCACAGGAAGUUAGAAGCCAUACAGUUUACAUUCAAGCAAGUAUGCAAGUACUUCACAGAGGUGUUCAAGAAACUGGUUCCUCAAGGCAGAGGCAGUCUCAUCAUGAGAGCGGCCAAUGAGGACGGUCAAGAGGCUUCCACUGAUCGUGUAAAAGCGGACCCAUUCGCCGGCGUCGGUAUAAAGGUAUCGUUCACUGGCGGCGAGGGUGACAUGAGGGAAAUGAACCAGUUGUCCGGCGGACAGAAGUCGCUGGUCGCUUUAGCACUCAUCUUCGCCAUACAGAAGUGUGAUCCUGCCCCAUUCUACUUGUUCGAUGAAAUCGAUCAGGCUUUAGACGCGCAACAUCGUAAGGCGAUAGCAAACAUGAUCCACGAGUUGUCCAGUUCAGCCCAGUUCAUCACGACAACUUUCCGACCGGAGUUGUUGGAACACGCUCACAAGUUCUAUGGAGUUAAGUUCCGGAACAAAGUGUCUCAUGUCGAGUGUGUCACACAAGAGGAGGCGAGAGAUUUCGUCGAAGACAGCGCUACACAUGCUUAAAUUUUAUUUACUAGAUAUGUUGAAUUCGGAAACGUUUCUGACCACAGAGUACAGACAUGUUGGUAAAUAAAUGAUGUCUUUUGUAAGUAAUUUGCAUUUCUAAAGACCGAUUUUACAAUUAACUUUUAUCUGUCAAACAAUAGAAUAUGUGACAGCUUUUGUAUAGAAAAUAUGUCAUACCGCUAUAUUUAUUCUUCAGAUAGAAGUUGAGUGAUUAUUGUAAAUUCGGCCCCAAAAGUAGUUAAUGAAUCCGCGUUCCGUUUGCAUACAAGAAGGAAAGCGCGAUAAAUUGUCACUAAAGUGCUCUUAUUACGCCGUAGAAGGAAAUGCCUGAUUUUGUAAGAAAUUAUAAAAGAAUUGAUUUACCUUCAUGUCUGUUUAUUAAUGCUACGUGCGCCACCUAACUGUUAAAAUAUUGCAAUUACUCCACGAUAUUGUUACUUUCGAAUUACGUGUUAAAAUGUUACGUUUUUAUGUUUAAAACGCAGGUGUUGUAGGGCGCAGGGGUAGUUGCAUAACCAAUAGAUAAUAUUAUUAUUCUCACUUAGUGUGAAUAUAUUGAUUUGUCGUGUAAAACAGUUUUUUUGUCGCUGUCUGAAUUCAAAAGCAUGUACUGACAAUAUGAUACUGUAAAAUUCAAUUGGAUAGAAAUUAUAAUGUUAUAUAUUGGUGGUGUAAGUUUGACAUUUUCAGUGCGCACCACUCGACAUGAUUUUUCUAGAAUUGUAUUCAUUUAUUUAUUUAAAAAUACAGACCUAUUUACCGCGAAGAAAUGUUACAUAGUUACAUACAAUACUUUUUCAGCAACAUUGGAUUGUAAGGUUAGCGAUAUUUUAUUGUAAAUAUUUUUGAUGCAGUUUUUAUUUCGAUUAUUUCCUAAAUAAAUUGACAUGAGUGGUUAUUUUAGUUUACAUUGUUGACAUUAUUUUCUUCUACUAGAUAUAAGUAAAAUAGUUAAUACUAUAAAAAUUGAUAGUAAACAUUUUGCAUUGACUCAGAUUAUAUUUUUAUAGUGCCUCAGCAAUGACGUCAAUGCAGUGGUUUCUGAAUUGUAAUGUUUUUUUUU